UGUACAGUGAGGCACCAUGAACGCGCAAGUACAAAUAAAGAAUUGAAAACGACUCACUUGAAUUCUUUAAAGGAAUCAAAUGAAAUGGAAAUACAGUUCGUCACAUUAAGAAAAAAGGAAAAAAUACGAAAUAAAAAGAAAAAUAAUUAUUCGAGAACUUAACCCCGGGUCGCAGGAGAUACCGAGGAAACACUGCAUCAGGUUGGCAGUGAGAUGAUGAAAUUGUAACACGAUUUAUUAGACUUUUUUUCUCCGCUGGAAGACAAGUGCCCAGUGGACGACUUUACCCACUAGAGGUAAAAAUAGUCCGAGGUCUGCACCGUUUUGUUUUGGUUAAGAGUUCGUGUUGACACUUAAACCCUAUAGCGUGUCUUGAAGUCAUUGAUGUGGAGUGAAACUAUAGAUUAAUGGACUAUAAUUUUGUGUUGGAAGAACAUUAUCGACGCCUUGAACAAACACAAUACCUCACGCAUACUGACAAAUACACAAAGACCAAUUGUAUAACCCCAAAACAUUACAAGUUUGUGAAUCAUAAACAUUUGAAUAUUCCUUCCCACAAGCCCUCAUAGUCAGUCCGUGACAACCUCUCUGGAACAACUAAAAAACUCGACCUCAACUUUUGUAAACCCGUGGAGUACCCUGCAGCUACCGACGCAACCCUUUACACCACUGGAAACACCUCUCAUCUCGCCCCCACCCUUCUAAGGCCCUCAUCAGCCCCAACAAGUUCUUACAAGGCUUCAGGAUCCACCACUACAGCCACUAUCACCAUGUCUCGCCACCUAGAGCUACCUACGGGUAAGAAGAUCCACAUCUACAAAAGCGGGGACACCUUCUAUAAGGGCGUCAACAUCGUCGUCAAUCCCAAACAUUAUAAGAAGAUGGACACCCUUCUCGCCGAGGCCACCAGCAAGGUGGACCCGGUGUGGGGAGCGAUACGGACCCUUCACACACCCAACACAGGCACGGUGGUCGAGAACCUUGAGGGCCUACGUCGUCAGGGGGCCUACGUGGCAGCUGGACCCAAGGGCUUCGUCAGUAUCCCUGGAGGCUAUGAGAGCAUCGGUAAGCCUAGGCCUAUGAAGAACCUCGCUAAACUUGGCAAGCCCAUAAGGAACCGACCAGUACAAAAGAACGAGAAGUUCGACGUGAACAUUUACAAGAACGGGGAGAAGAACAAGUCAAUACCCUUUAAGUUCUCCAAGUCGGAUUUCAGCAACUGGGACCAAGCUCUCCAUAGACUGUCUGAGAAGGUCCGCCUCUCCCACGGCCCCGUCAGGAGAAUCUAUCACCUCAGCGGGAAGAUCCUGAAGAAGCCGGAGGAGAUAGUCAACAAGGGAACCUACGUCGUCUCCGCCGCUAACGAGCUCUUCCGCAAGGUCAACUACGGUCAACCUGAUGGUGAUAUCCACGUGGGCAGCGGCUAUAGAGGCAGCAACUAUUAUAAGGGCCCCGCCAAAACCAGCCGGAGAAACUCACAAACAUCCUUAAAACAAACACAACAAACACGUAACAACAACAAGAAACACAAACAACCCCCAGGGAGAAGAAGAGAUAGCAAAAAAUCCAAUAAUGGGGAAGAGAUAAGAGGUGAAGGGGAAGAGACAGUGAGGUGGAGAACGCCAGAGGAGAGAGAAGAGAGGGAUGAAAGACAGUAUGAAGAAGGGUUGGAAGCUGACGAGGCGGAGAGAAAAUACGAGAAAGAGGAAGAAGGACAGGGAGUACAUGAUGAAGAGAAAGGAUACGAUGAAGAAGGAGAAGAAGAAGAGGAAGAAUAUGCUGAUAACAGGAGAAAAACCAGAGGAAGAUCUACAAACAGUACACGCAGAAGACCUCCAUCCGUCACGUCGUCUAAGGUCAGCACCCGGCGAGCAACAGGAACCAGCAAGUCCAGACGAGACACCAACCACUCCUAUACCAGCAGGAGACGGCAGACGGCGCCCUCUAGGUCAAAUUCGCCGACGGAUGAACGACUGGAAUCUCCUGAAGAAGUUACCAACCGCUCGCAUUCCACAAGAACUGACCAAAGUACAGGUCACUCCUACACUAGCAGAAGACGUCAGACGACAGCCUCCAGGACAAACUCUCCUGAAGAGACGGAAUCCACGAGAACACCAUACAACUUCCCUCAAGAGAUUCCUGAAGGGGAUACUUUGAGCGUGGACUACAUCAACCUACAAGGACAAUCACAGUCACCGGUCACCCCGCCAGCCAGCUCACAUCCCACCACCCCACAGAACCUCCUCAGCUAUCGUAGUCGAGGUGAUUCUGGCUUCCACUUUCACGAGACCAUCACGGAGGAGAGCGAGGAGGACGUAAGGGAGUCUCCGGUACACCUCAAGCUGGACAGGGGCCUCAGGGCUGAGUCUCGGCUCUCCCUCUACGACAGUGGCCACGCCUCCCUCCUCAGCGACGAAGACAGACCCGACAGUGUCUUCAGAGCCAAGAGUAGGACGUACAGCUCCAGUAAGAAAGUAGACGGAGAAGCUUACAGGAAGAAGAAAAAGAUGACAUGA
This is a messenger RNA of Homarus americanus (American lobster), 2516 nucleotides long. Its product is annotated as doublecortin domain-containing protein 2-like. The coding region runs from base 771 to 2516 and encodes 581 amino acids. The transcript is spliced from 8 exons. NCBI's taxonomy places the organism in Eukaryota, Metazoa, Arthropoda, Malacostraca, Decapoda, Nephropidae. The record is from RefSeq and is a predicted model, not a curated record. Gene Ontology annotation, cellular component: microtubule; microtubule organizing center. Gene Ontology annotation, biological process: intracellular signal transduction.